Molecule: messenger RNA, 2247 nt
Organism: Ananas comosus (pineapple)
Lineage: Eukaryota; Viridiplantae; Streptophyta; Magnoliopsida; Poales; Bromeliaceae
Exons: 3
Coding region: 1-2247 (748 amino acids)
Source: RefSeq, a predicted model, not a curated record
AUGACCGCCGCUGCCGCCCGCCCCGCUGUGGGGGCCACCGAAGCCCCCGCCAAACGCGGGGACGCGACGAAGGGGCGCGAGAGGAGCGGGGCGCCGAGAAAGCGACACGAAGUACAAUUGAAGAGAGAAGCUCUCAAGGAUAAGCUACGAGGGGUCUUUAAUGAUGAAACUUCGGUUUGGCGAACUCGGGCAAAACAACAUUGGCUGAGAGAAGGUGAUGGUAACACCAAGUUCUUCCACUCGGUAGCCAACAGCAGGCGUAGAGCUAAUAGAAUCGAUCUAGUAGUUGAAAAUGGCGUUGAAUACCAUUCUCUGGAGGACAAGAAGAAACAUUUCUAUCACUUUUUCAAGACUCUUUUCACGCCGCCUAACUCGAGCCCCGCCUCGGUUGGGGAUUGGAGCAGCCUUUUCACUUCAAAACGAAUCCCGGCACCUGACCUUGCGAAGAUUACCGAAUCUUUCACCAUUGAUGAAAUUAAGAAAGCAGUUUUCCAACUCGGGAGUGACAAGGCACCGGGUCCUGAUGGCUUCCCACUACGGUUCUACCAAGUCUUCUGGGACACUGUCAAGGAGGAUAUCAUGUGCUUAUUCCAAGAGAUGUUUGAGGGGAGGCUAACCACUGAUCCAAUCGACUAUACUUACAUCUGCCUUAUCCCUAAGAAGGAGGGAGCCAAGACGGCCAACGACUAUCGACCUAUCAGUUUACUGAAUGGUAUCCAAAAGAUCUUAUCAAAAGUGCUGGCAAACCGUCUUGAGCUAGUGAUGGAUCAUCUGAUCUCCUCCUCACAGUCAGCAUUCCUGAAGGGAAGGAACAUUACUGAUGCGUAUGUUACAGUAGCCGAACUACUCAGUUGGGGUAAUAAAAAAGCUAUUGAGGGGGUCGCUGUUAAGGUAGACUCCGAAAAGGCUUAUGACAGAAUCGACUGGCGUUUCCUCUUUCGUAUCCUCCGGUGGUGGGGUUUCGAUGAUAAGUGGUGCGGAUGGAUCGAAUUGUGUGUGUGCCAUGCGAAAGUCGGAAUCCUGGUUAACGGAGAGGCGACCAAUUGGAUCCAGACCAAAAGAGGUGUCAGGCAGGGCGAUCCGCUCUCUCCGUUUCUAUUUUUGAUGGUGGCCGAGUGUCUGACCCGUUUGGCUAAUGAGGCGUUAAGGAACAACCUCCUCAAAGGCAAAGGAUGCUUAUUAGCUUGGAAGAAUGUCUGCAAGAGCAAGAGUGAAGGUGGUCUAGGCAUACUGGACGUUAGGACCAUGAACUGCGCCCUUUUGACCAAAUGGUGGUGGAAGUUCCACAUCGCACCGCAGCUGCAGUGGAAUAGGGUAAUCCGAGAUCUUUACUACCAAAGGAGAAGACCUUUGAUGGAAGGCAGCUCUUUUAGGCCCCAGUCGUACUGGUGGAAGGGAGUACUUAGCCUCAAAUUAAUUUUCAAAUGGGGCUCCAACUACAUACUAGGUAACGGGUGCUCUACCGAUUUUUGGCUAGAUCGAUGGUGUGGGGAAACCACACUAGGCGGAGCAUUUCCGAAGAUCUACCAGGCAUAUAACCGAAACAAGUUGAAAGUCAACGAUGUCCUUACAAGUGAUGGUUGGAACUGGAAUAGGAUCUUCGGCUCUGACCCCGAAAUCCUUGCAGGAAUUAAUGAUGACAUUGCAGAGCUUAAGGAUAGGAUAUCCCAUUUAACUAUCCUCCAACGUCCGGACAAGUUAACUUGGCGGUGGAGCCCUAACGGACUCUUCUCAGUGAAAUCAACUUAUCUAGCGUUGACAGACGGGGGAACAAGGGAUCCGGGCCUAAAUUUGAUAUGGAAACUCUAUAUCCCCUUGAAAGUCAAAGUGUUCUGUUGGCUCACCCUUAAGAAGAGACUCCCUACAACUGAUCUACUUGUGAAGCGUGGGUGGGUUGGAAAUGUCCAUUGUGUUCUUUGUGGAGCGGAUGCCGAAUCCGUGGAUCACCUAUUCACGAAGUGUGUCUUUACUAAGUUCAUUAUCGUGACGGGAGUGGACGACAUUCAGGCCAGGGAUCUGGGAAGCGAUGUAAAUCGAGUCUGGGCAGCGUGGAGGAUUAGGUCAGGUGGACACACGACGAGAAACUAUCUCUCCGAAUUAGUAGGAUGUUGGUGGUCCGUUUGGAAGGCUAGAAAUGAUACCAUUUUCAGAAGUAUCCAUCCGAAUCCUACGCAAGUAGUUCACAUGUUCAAGCAGCUGAUGAAGGAGUGGGACCUACUUAAUCCAGCAAGGCGGACCUCGGUUUAA